ACUAGUUAGUGAGCAGCUAAGUGCCAGUUGCUGUUCUAGGUUCCGGGGAUGCAGCUGUGCAAGAGACGGGGCGUGGGCCCCGCCCGCAGGGAGCUUUCAGCUUAAUGGGAAAGUCACCUAUUAAGCAAAUCUAAGCAUUUAACUCCACCUGCUUGUAACUCUGUAGCUGCAACCUAUCGCUUCCCGUGCCCUUCCCUGAGGGGGAGCCCAGGUGAUGGCAGCCAUAGCCCUGAAAAACCAGCACCAGGAGGUGGUGACCUUUGAGGAUGUGGCUGUGUACUUCACCCGGACAGAAUGGGCUGGUCUUUCUCCUGUACAGAGGGCCCUGUACAGAAGUGUGAUGCUGGAGAAUUAUGGAAACUUGACUACCCUGGGUUACUCGGUUCCCAAACCUGCCCUCAUCUCACUUCUGGAGGAAGGGGAUUUAUCUUGGGGCCUGGUGGUGCAGGAUGAUCCCCCUGCAGAGAGGACCAAAGACGUCUGUAAAGAUACCGAGACCACCACUGACAAUGAGUCCACACCAACACAAAGAAUAUCCAAAGAAAGAAACAUAGUGAUGUCAUAUGGGCUGCCGAAGAGUGUCUCUCAGAGAACCAACUUCCCAGAAACAUAUGAAAUGAAGAAGCACCAGGAAAUCUCCGCAGUGAAGAAUUUUAAAGGAAAGGUUUCAAGAAUUCACUAUGCAAGGAAACCCUUCAGAUGUGAGGAGUGUGGGAAAUGCUUUACCUAUUUUUCUUACUACGUUAGACACCAGAGAAUUCACACUGGGGAGAAACCCUUUGAGUGUAAUGAGUGUGGAAAAGCCUUUAAUGGCAAUUCUUCAUUAAUCCGACAUCAGAGGAUCCACACUGGAGAGAAACCGUAUCAGUGUGAGGAGUGUGGGAGAGCCUUUAAUGACAAUGCAAAUCUGAUCAGGCAUCAGAGAAUCCACAGUGGGGACAGACCCUAUCACUGUAUGGAUUGUGGAAAUAGUUUCACCAGUAGUUCCGAGUUUGUUAUACACCAGAGAAUACACACUGGGGAGAAACCCUAUGAGUGUAAUGAGUGUGGAAAAGCUUUUGUUGGUAAUUCACCGCUGAUUCGCCAUCAGAAAAUCCACACUGGAGAGAAACCCUAUGAGUGUAAUGAAUGUGGCAAAAGUUUCGGAAGGACUUCCCAUCUUAGCCAACAUCAACGCAUUCACACAGGGGAAAAGCCUUAUUCUUGUAAAGUAUGCGGACAAGCCUUCAAUUUUUAUACAAAACUAACUCGGCACCAGAGGAUUCACAGUGAGAAGAAACCCUUUGACUGUGUAGAUUGUGGAAAAGCCUUCAGUGCUCAGGAACAGUUAAAAAGGCAUCUGAGAAUUCAUACUCAGGAAUCUUCCUAUCCAUGUGAUGAGUGUGGAAAAGUCUUCACUGGCAAAAGAAAUCUUCUUCAGCAUCAAAGAAUCCAUACUGGAAAGAAACUCUAUGAUUGUAACAAGUAUGAAAAAACCUUUAGGACUUCUUCCCAGCCAGGUCAUCGUGAGCAUGUCCACUCUGGAGAGAAGUCUGUGCUGGACAUUUGUCAUUUUGGCCUCCCAGAAUUUUUUACCCCCUUUUACUGGUAACAGUGCAUGCACUUUCCUUUUGGAUUCCAUUUUCCAUUCGGGAGUGGAAUGUGUGACACAGGCCUGGCUCAGCUGCACAUUCCUUUCCUCAGGACCAAGUUACUGGUUCAGAUGUCAGUAGGUGGUCCACUAUGGUCCAGUGAGAGUGUAUUAUUCCGUUUGUGUUGCUGUAACAGAAAUACCUAAGACUGGGUAAUUUAUAAAGAACAGAGGUUUAUUUGGCUUACAAUUCUGGGACAGUUGCAUCUGGCAUUGGCCUCAGGAUGCUUCUACUCAUAGCAGAAAGCGGCAAGCAGCCAGUCGGUACAGGCAGACCACAUGGCGAGGAAGCGAGAGAGGAGGUGCCAGGGUCUUUUUAAACAAUCAGCUCUUGCGGGAACUAAUAGAGGGAGAACUCACUCAUUAAUCCCCCCACCUAGGGAGAGCACUAAUCCAUUCAUGAGGGAUCUGCCGAAGCUCCAGUGGCGCAAUUGGUUAGCGCGCGGUACUUAUAUGAGGGAUCUGCCCCCAUAACUCAAACUGCCACGCUGGGGAUCAGAUUUCCACAUGAGUUUUGGGGGGACAACACAUCCAAACUCAGAGAGUUUCAGGAUGUGGCAAGAGCUAGUAGGAAGAAAAAUGUGGGUACUUCAAAAAUUUAAUGGAAAGAUUUAUAUUAGCUUUCAGGUCUAUUUUUCCACGAACUUUUUGAAGUUCCCUUGUACUUUUUUCAUUGGUUUUAAAGCUGAGAGUAGCUCUGGAUUCUUGUGGAGUCUGAGAAUAAAGUUAACACAGCAGAAUAGAUAUCUUAGUGUUGUAGAGCAUUGAAGAUAUUGUUUGAGCAACUGAAUAACUCCAGAUGGACCAUAGCUGAAGCUGGAAUACAUGUAGGUUUUUAAAUUCUAGUAACCAGUAAAUUCCACUUUUUCUUUCGUGCUUAGGCAAGUUUGAGUUAGGUUUUCUUUCCUUGGAACAGAAUUUUUAUUUAUACAGACCUUUAUCAGUGUAACAGUUAUUUGAAAAGUCUAGGGCCGGCCCGUGGCUCACUCAGGAGAGUGUGGUGCUGAUAACACCAGGGCCGCGGGUUUGGAUCCUAUAUAGGGAUGGCCGGUUCGCUCACUGGCUGAGCAUGGUGCUGACAACACCAAGCCAAGGGUUAAGAUCCCCUUACCGGUCAUCUUUAGAGAAAAGAAAAAAAAAAGUCUUCAGGGAUAACAUAUUUGAUGAUGGAGAAAUAUUUUGUCUGUAUGAUAUAUGGGAAAGACUUUAGCUAUAGGCCUGACAGUCCCCAAACCCCAUGAUUGUGAUGAGAUUGGCCUGUGCAGCAUUACAAUGGGUUUUCCAGUCUACACAGCACCAGUGGACAGAAGUUCAAACAACUUAAGCUCUGUAGUAAAAAUUUUGAUGUUACUAUAAAUCUAUGUCUGCAUCAGUGAAUCCAUUCUCAAGAGAAGUCAACUAUGAAACAAAGUUUUCACUCUUAAAGCUUUCAUUUUCUGUUUACUCAGUUAUUUUUUUGUUUUGGCAUUUUUUUGCGGGG
Messenger RNA from Cynocephalus volans (Philippine flying lemur), 3110 nucleotides. RefSeq names its product zinc finger protein 19 (gene ZNF19). The record is from RefSeq and is a predicted model, not a curated record. NCBI's taxonomy places the organism in Eukaryota, Metazoa, Chordata, Mammalia, Dermoptera, Cynocephalidae. The coding region runs from base 215 to 1591 and encodes 458 amino acids. Gene Ontology annotation, biological process: regulation of DNA-templated transcription. The transcript has 5 exons.